Messenger RNA from Cyprinodon variegatus (sheepshead minnow), 1113 nucleotides. Its product is annotated as poly [ADP-ribose] polymerase 4-like. The coding region runs from base 253 to 534 and encodes 93 amino acids. The record is from RefSeq and is a predicted model, not a curated record. The transcript is spliced from 4 exons. Lineage: Eukaryota; Metazoa; Chordata; Actinopteri; Cyprinodontiformes; Cyprinodontidae.
GUCUUUUUUACUUAAUGAUUCAGGUCCAGGGAGCCGGAUCAAGAAGAACUGAGACUGAAGUGGACCAAGAUCUUCCAGCUGCAGAACCCAGACGGAUACUGGGAGCUGACUGCUGAGCUGGGAGGACUGAUCAAUCUCAACGUGGAUGUGUUUGCUAACGUGUUCCUGAAGAACCGAGGCAUCCAUUCUCUGGGUGUGAAGGCCCACGCUAACAUCCUGAAGCUGGUGGCGACUCUGCUGGUUUUGCAGCUGAUGAGGGUGGAGAAGCUGGAGGAAGGCAAACUGCUGCAGAGUCUGUUUUGCCUGAAGGAGCCGUCAGAGUCCAGGCCGGAGCGCUGGCAGCAGGUGAAGAAGGCGGUGGACUGGGUUUGCUGGGCCGACCGGGAGUAUCCGUGCAUCUGCAGCCGGCUGGAGUUCGGUUGGAGCUGGGAGUCGAGCACCCGGCAGCUGCUGGGCUUCGAUCGCUUCCCCCCCUUCUCACCUCUCAGCAGUCUGAACCUGCAGAGAACCUCAGCUCUGCUGCAGGUCCACUGAUGGAGCACAGGAGGAGAUGGAGGAAGAAAAGCUGAAAGGAAGCCUGCAUUUAAAUAAACCAGUUAGUUAGACUGGUUUCUACUGGGAAAAGAAUACAGAUGGUGGAAAUUAUAAUUCAUCAGAUUGGUUUAACAUUUUUUUGUUUUUCUGAUAAGUAUUUUAAUCUGCUUUUAUGCUUUUCCUUCAUCUUAAAAUAGAAAUAUAAGAAGCAACAGUUAAAACGAAGCAUCAGAACUAGUUUUAAAUGUAUUAAUCAGUAACUUGUGAAAAUCACUUUUAAACUUGUUAAGGUUCUAUGGGGUAAUUAUGCGGCAGAUAUUCUUACAGAGGUGGUUUGUUUUUAUGUUUUAUUUGAAUCAUUUUAUGUCUAUUAAUAAAAUUCUGGGAUAAAUGAACGAACAGCUUCCUGGACCUCAUGAUGGCAGCUUGUUGUUUUUCUUUUUAACGAUUUUAUCUCUUCUUGUUAUUGAUUAUUUUUCUCUCUUCCUUGAAAUUUAUGAACGCAUUACAAAUUUUUUAUAUAUUUUUUUCCAUUGUGGCUCUUAAUGUCUCCUUUAUUUGAUUUUCUGCACUGGGCCU